Molecule: messenger RNA, 3237 nt
Organism: Stegostoma tigrinum
Lineage: Eukaryota; Metazoa; Chordata; Chondrichthyes; Orectolobiformes; Stegostomatidae
Gene: cdip1
Product: cell death-inducing p53 target 1
Exons: 5
Coding region: 143-763 (206 amino acids)
Biological process (GO): tumor necrosis factor-mediated signaling pathway; intrinsic apoptotic signaling pathway in response to DNA damage by p53 class mediator
Molecular function (GO): zinc ion binding
Source: RefSeq, a predicted model, not a curated record
GCCGCUUGGACCACAAGCCCCAGAGGGCCCUGCGGCCCCGGCCUCUUCCCUCGACCCUCCUGCCGACCCUGCUGUGUGUUUUCUUCCCUAGACCGAGGGGAGGGGAGCAAAGCAGCGUUUUUCGGAGCAGGAGUGGUGAACAAUGUCAGAAGAACCACCACCUCCAUAUCCUGGGGGGCCUUCUGCUCCAUUACUUGAAGAGAAACCAGGACAGCCACCAUCAACAGUGCAUAUGCCACCUACUACUCAAACCCAUGGAUAUUCCAUCCCACCAGAUGGUGGACCACCACCUUAUGAGCCAAUGGCACAACCAGGAUUUGUACCCCUCCACACACCAGCAGAAGGUGGUAUGCCCACGCCACCGCAUGGUUUCUACCCAACAGCUGGACAUUACCCACCGCCAGGCCAUUAUGUACCCCCAGGUCACUAUCCUCCCCCUCCUGGACACUAUGUUCCUCAAAGUGGACAAACAGCAACUGUUAUAGUCCCCCCAGGUGCUGCAACAACAGUGACGGUGCUGCAAGGGGAGAUGUUUCAAGCUGCACCAGUGCAGACCAUGUGCCCUCACUGUCAGCAGACUAUCACAACUAAGAUCACUUAUGAAGUCGGCUUACUGAAUACCUUGUUCUGCCUCUUCUGCUGUUUUGUGGGGUGUGAUUUGGGCUGCUGCUUAAUCCCCUGCUUGAUAGAUGAUCUGAAGGAUGUGAUUCACACUUGUCCAAAUUGUAAAGCUUACAUAUACACAUAUAAGCGGGUAUGCUAACAAACAUCCUGAUCCUGUCUGAGAAGCCUUGGAAUAAGUUUAAAAUGGCCAACUCAAAUUGUUCACUCUUUAGUUCAAUUUAAAUGUUACAAUCUAAAUGAUUGUGAUAUUACAGCACAUACUGUGCUGUAUUUACAAGCAAACUGUGAAUGCCUUACUUGCAGAACAUAUUAUUUUGAAAAAUUUUACGUAUGUAUAAUUUUGUGUAAACAGUAUAAAUGUCACACCCAACUUAAAAUAUCUUUCCAACUUUUGAAGUUCUCUAUACAGCAAAACCUGUGCAUAGUUAUCUUUAAGAUGGUGAUUGGUUUUGAAUCAUUAGUAUUUUAUAUAUGCAUAUUUGGUCAAUUGUGCUGAUGGUGUUAAGAACUAGGGGAAAAUAACUAACUGGUUCCAUCCCAAAAUGUUGCACCAAUGAUAUUUUUGUGAUGCAUUGUUUAUUUUUCAAUAUGCAAUUUGAUAAAUCAUUAAUAUGUUGUGUAGAAAUUAUCACAGGCUUAUGGCUGUAUACUUGAAACCCCAGGGAAAAUAUAACUUUAUCUUGUUCCUAAAGCCUCUUGAUGGCAUCAUAUGCAUGAACCUGUUUCGUAAUAUUAUUUGCAUUUGCAUCCUAAUGAAAAUUUUAGUUUUAUUUAGAAACCCAUCCUGGUACAGAUCUCUUAAAAACAACACUUUGAAGUUGGUAUGUAGAUUAUUGAGAAGGGUACCGUAGGAACAAUGAAGGUGUGAUUUAGAAGGCAGUAUUUAAUUUUGAAGUAAAAUAUUUUGCUAAAAUGUGAAUUUAAUACUUGUCAGUUGAUAACUUGCAAUCUGGCAACUAUGAACUAUUGUUUAAGAGUCUAAACUGUGACAAGUGACUUUGACUGUAAUGUUGCAAAGAUAGUCGUCAUUUUUAGCCCAAAUGGUGGCGCUUGUACAGCAGCCUUUCUAAAAAUUGUUUGAAAGACUAAUUAUGCAGAUUUUGUGGAUCAAUAAAGACUUUGAGGUUUUGUCUGUUACAGUACAGAACUGUACCAGGAUUUCAUGUUAUUUAUAGUAACAUUUUGAAUCAUUGUACAGUGCAGAAAUCUUGGCUAUAUAUUCAGAAUGUAAAUGUAAUAUUAUACUGCUUGUGUAAUUUUUGGCAGCUUGCAAAUGCCUUUGCUGAGAACUUAAAUGCAGCAUAUGUGAAUCUCCCACUUUGCUCCAGUAUAAUUGCAGAGAAUUGUUACAAAAUGUAUUCUGCUUUUGAAAGCACAUGAAGGCAAUGCAAGAAUUUAAUAGAAAAUGUAUUUAUCUUUAAAUAGUAGUUAUUAGAGCCCAUGUGUGGCCAGUCUUUCUUCCAGUACUUUGUUUUAAUGUGCCUGUUAUUUAUCCAUAACCUUAGCAUUAAAGGUAAUCAGUAUUAUGUGGCUCUUUUUGACAGUUAAAGAAACAAAUUAUUUUAGAUAUCAGCAAUGUUUCAACCAGUCCUGGUGUCUCAAUUUAGAUUACUAACACACACACUCACUCACACUCUCUCUCCCUCUCUCUCUCUUCCUCCUUAGAAGGUUGGACAUUUUAAGAAACCUUAUUACCUUUAUAAUGACCAGUGGCAAUGACUAGAUAUGUAAACCUUACCUUUUUUUUCCAAGUCAUCAAAUGAAACUUCAUGUAGUUGUUCUCCAAUUCUGUUUGGUCAAUUGAAGUGCAUCACUCUGAAAGGAUGCCAUACAGGUUAUCUACUAGAGGUGGGGAAGCAGUACUUUUUUGUUAGGCCACUUUUCAUUUGUGAAUGCACUUAUGAAAUCUUUUGGUUGUGAUGAGACAAAACAUCUGUCUAUUUAACCCAAAUGUUAGUCCUCCUGAUAUCACUGAUUUGUUGGAGACUACACAGAUUUUAAUUAAUUAUCCAUACUGUAUUAUAUUUUAAAUCUUUCACAAAGAUGCUGCCUAGAUAACUAAAACAUUCCUUAAAGGUUAAUUUAAUCAUGUAUCUUAUUUUUUGUUUUGAGUUUAAGAAUUCCACUUAACUAUUACUUUCCUUUUGCAUUUAAAAUACACCUAGUAAUACAAUUAAAUCCACAAACACAUGGUAAUUUGCCUUGCACGAAUUCCUGUCUUUUUAAAGACAUUCAAAGCUAAUGUGAAUAAUUUACUUGCCUUCAUUGCCUUUCACAUAGCACAAGCUGGGAAAAAUGAUUGGUUAUAUAAUAAAUUACCUGAUUGGAGUUGAAAUCUUAAACCUCUUUUUGUAUCUGAUCUCCUUUUUAGUGUUUUAAGUGAUUAUAUGGACAUGUUUGCAAAUCUGUUCCAGAGGCAUUCUUUGUGAAAUUGCCACUUUUUUCAAUUAAAACAAAGUUCUUGCUGGAAAUAUCUUGAUGGCUAUUUUCUGUAACUCUAACCACUAUUGGUUGAGACAGCUUGUGUGCAACCUGAUUAAACAUUCCUACAAUGUACAUGCAUUAUCUUGUGUCAAAAUGGCUAUAUACAAGUUGGAGAUUAAUAAAUGCUAA